GCCAAAGGAUGUUCCUCACUGAGGAACUGAAGAAGACAAAAAUCUUUUGCAGCAGUACGUUAGAACUACAACAACACUAAAAUGGUGUCCAUGUGCCGCCAAAUGCUGGGCUUUAGCCUGGGCAUCAUAGGCUUUCUGGGGGACAUCAUUAUUUGUGCCCUUCCCAUGUGGAGGGUAACAGCAUUCAUUGGCGCCAACAUUGUGACAGCACAGAUCAUCUGGGAGGGCCUGUGGAUGAACUGUGUCAUGCAGAGCACAGGACAGAUGCAGUGUAAGAUCUACGACUCCAUGCUGGCGCUGCCACAGGAUUUGCAGGCUGCCCGAGCUCUGAUCGUCGUCUCCAUCAUUGUCUGCCUGUUCGCCAUAAUCCUGGGAAUCAAUGGAGGCAAGUGUACCAACUUUGUGGAGAAUGAGAAUACGAAGAUCAAGGUGGCCAUUGCCAGUGGUGUCACUUUCAUCAUUGCUGGAGUGCUGUGUCUGAUCCCAGUCUGCUGGUCUGCCAACUCCAUCAUCCAGGACUUCUACAACCCCAUUCUCACCCAAGCUCAGAAGAGAGAAAUGGGGGUGAAAAUGGCCUCGGCGGGAUUGCAGAUGCUGGCCUGCACGCUAGCUCUAAUCGGAUACCUUGGAUUGAUCAUCGUCUGUGGCCUGCCCAUGUGGAGAGUCACGGCCUUUAUCGGAAACAACAUCGUAACGUCGCAGAUCUUCUGGGAAGGCAUCUGGAUGAGCUGCGUGGUACAGAGCACAGGCCAGAUGCAAUGCAAGGUCUACGAUUCCAUGCUCGCUCUAACUUCAGACCUGCAGGCUGCCCGUGCCCUAGUGGUCGUCGCUCUGGUGGUGGGCAUUGCUGGGAUCUUUAUGGCCUUUGCUGCUGGCAAGUGUACUAAUUUUAUUAAUGAAGGGAAUAGCAAAAGGAGGGCAUCAGUGGCAGCUGGAGUUGUCCUAAUCAUCGCAGGUGUCCUUUCCCUUAUUCCUGUGUCCUGGACGGCCAGCAGUGUCAUUAGAGAUUUCUACAACCCGCUAUUGGUUGAUGCCCAAAAGCGUGAGCUGGGGGCUUCACUGUACAUCGGAUGGGGAGCGGGAUUGCUCAUGGUGUUAGGAGGAGGACUUCUCUGCGCUUCCUGCCCAGUAAAUGACGAUCGCACACCAUCCCUCAAGUAUCAGACAGUCAAGUCAAAAAUGUCAACUGUUAAUAAUUCGGUGCGCAGCCAAAUCGCAAUGUCAGUGAGGUCAGCUUCGCCAUCUAAGACCUACAUCUAAAAUCUUAUGAAGGACUUUAUACCUAAGACAAUGCAAUGCUUGUUACAUCAUGUUUCUUUUCCAAUUUUCUUUUUUUUUUUUUUUACUAUUACAGCUAUUUUUAUUUUUAUUUCUUUAGUCUUGUCGAAUGAAUUGUCUCACUUUAUAGUUUUCUUUUAAAUGUGUAAAAGGUUUCAAAGAUUGUGAUAUGUUGUAUGUAACCUGUAUGUAACCUGCUGUAACUUUUUUUUUUUUAAGGAUAUUCUUAGUUUGGUUUCACUGUCUGUGUUCCAAUUGAUAACAUUUAAGCUUUACUUCCUCUCAUUACAUCAACACAAAACAAAAACCUGCUUAGCAACCUGCUUGAAUCUUCUGAUAAGACACACCCAUGAUACUAGCACACAAUGUUCACUUUUAAAAGCAAGAAAAAAAUUAGGUACCGAAAAAUGAUGUACAUGGUUGUUCAAAAAGAAUGAACCAAUUUCGUUACGCAUUAUUUUAUUAAGGAAAAGUUAAACAAAACUCCAGCCAAGUCACGAGUAUUAUACUCACAAUAAACGUUUAUGUAAAUGACCGAUUAUAAAUAAACUCAUUCCAUGACGAUGCUUGAGAUCUGAAGCAAUGCGUCAUGAUAUCGGUCCAUUCUUUUGACUAACCCUGUAUAUUCCCUUGUGAAAAAUGUUAUCAGACACUGAAUAAUUUAUAGUCAGUUUUCGGGGUUUAAAGUGAAUGAUUAUAUAGAGCUGUAUGUUAAGAGGAUAAAAUAAUUGUUACUCUCAUUCCCUUAUUUAAGGAAUACUUUUUCUACCUUACUCUGUAUCUAAAUAUAACUCAUGGGAAAAUAUUCAAGUUUUUAUUAAGGAAGAAUUUUUCCAAAAUAUUGUUUUUACCCGCAAUAUUUAAAAAUGGUGAUUUAUUGUGAAUAGGCGUUGAUGCGUUUUAUCUUUUGAAAUCUGGGCCUUCGGGUUAUGUGAAGAUGAAAGCAUGAUGACAUCAGUUAUCACAUAUUUGGCUUAAAUCCAAUCUGUUGCAACACAUGAGCUUUCAAUGUGGAUUGCUGUAUAUGUAAACUAAUUGAAAUGACUCAGAGUUAAUCAGGGUGGCGCUUUUUGAAUCUGAGGCUGUGUUUUUACAAUUUCAAGCCGUAAAACAUGAUGUGGAAUGCUUUUGUAAGACAAUAAUAAUGAACAAGAGGGUUGGGUGAUUUGACAGUUACUAAUAAAAGUUGAUAACUUUC
Molecule: messenger RNA, 2476 nt
Organism: Silurus meridionalis
Lineage: Eukaryota; Metazoa; Chordata; Actinopteri; Siluriformes; Siluridae
Product: claudin-like protein ZF-A89
Exons: 2
Coding region: 82-1260 (392 amino acids)
Biological process (GO): cell adhesion; bicellular tight junction assembly
Cellular component (GO): bicellular tight junction; plasma membrane
Molecular function (GO): structural molecule activity
Source: RefSeq, a predicted model, not a curated record